AUUGACCAUGUAGGCAAUUACUCUAUCCCCUUGAAGCAACCAAGCACAUCCUACAAGUAUAAAUUGCUUGAACAAGUUUGUUAAUUUGUCUAAUUUUAAUCUCAUUUAAUCUUGCUCUAUAACCCAUACUGUUGCAUCUUCGAAGUUCAAUCUCCAUUGAUAUCAAACAAAUUCCCUCAAAAUCAAUACAUAAUAGAGCAAUGGAAGAGAUUCCUGAACUGCCACUCCGUAACCCAGCACACAAGAUCAUCGCAGUUGCUGCCGGUGAAGCUCAUACUCUCGCACUUUCCGGAAAUGGGAAGGUGUAUUCAUGGGGAAGAGGCACAUUUGGGAGACUUGGUAAUGGUUCUGAAUCUGAUGAGAAUUUACCGGUUUCUAUAAAAUUGGAUAAUGGGAAAUUAUCUCAGACUGAGAAACCUCACAAUUUUAUUGGUGUUGCUGCUGGUGCUUAUCACAGUCUUGCUCUUUCUGAUGAUGGAUCAGUUUGGUGCUGGGGCUACAAUACCUAUAGCCAACUUGGAUUCGAUGGAGAUAAUGUCUCAGUUCCCCGAAAAUUAGACAAAUUAGUUCAGUUGGACUCUCCCAAAACUCUUGGUGGUGAUUCAGUGGUAAAGAGUACAGAUCCACUGAAGGUCUGUGCCGUCGAAGCUGGUGGAAUGAUGUCAGUUGCUAUUGAUAACCUCGGAGCACUCUGGAUGUGGGGCAACAUCCCACAGCAAAGCAGUCCUGACGAUGAUACAUUCUCGCUCGGAAGUUUUCCAACCCCGGUUCCCAUGUGGGAUUUUCAUGGUCAUACAGUUGUUAAGGUGGCAUGUGGUAAUGAGCACAUUAUUGCUCUGGUUAGUGCUGGUGAAAAACAUACCGGUGAUGAUCUCGUGUGCUACACUUGGGGUAACAAUUAUCAUGGUCAACUAGGGUUGGGAGAUACAAAGAGCCGAUCACGGCCUCAAAUUGUUGCUCAGUUCAGCGAGGGAUCAGCUUGGAGGGCUUAUGAGGUGGCGUGUGGAGCUUUUCACACCGCUGUACUUACUCUCAAGAAAAGGCCAAGUGAUACACUAGAAAGUGUUUGCUGGACUUUUGGUCUCGGAGAAAAUGGUCAGCUUGGACACGGUACAACCCAGAGUGCCUCGCUCCCUGAACCUGUUAUAGGAUUGCCAGAACAAGCAUAUCUUGUUUCUGUAGAUUGUGGGUUGUUCCAUACGAGUGUAGUUUCAUCGGCUGGGGAAGUAUGGUCAUGGGGGAUGGAAAAAGGUCUUGGGCUUUGCCCUGAUAUGAGUUUUACAGGGCUGGAUCACGGAGAUGCGAUUUUACCACUACAAAUCUUGUGUAAUGGGCCACAUGGACUGAACUUUCCGGGUCCUAUAGCAGUUGCAUGUGGCGCAGCUCACACAGUCCUUGUUGCAGAUGACGGUUUUAAACUUUGGGCUUGGGGACGAGGAAGGAGUGGAGUUCUUGGUGAUGGCAAACUAAGUGAUUCCUAUUUUCCAAAGACGGUUUUGUGGCCCCCACUAUCGGAAGAUUUCAGUGACGGGAUAGAUUUGAACGAUAAAGAGUCGAAGAAGCCAAAAGGCGAGGAGCCAGAAACGGAAAAAAAGUUAUCCACGGCAAUGGAAGAGAUCAAACUACUUCAAUCAAAACUUACGGUGAUGGAACGCUAUGUAAACAUUCUUCAUGGCACUCUCUUUGCACGGCCUUUUGAAGAGAAAGAUGUUCCAGUCUCGUUGGUCAAUUCGAAUUCUUUUGACGUUGGAAAAGCAUGGGAUAAUAUACUGGAGACAGCAGACCGUAAAGAGCUAAGACGUUUAGAGAUGUUCUUUGGAAGUAUGGUCGAUUGUGUGAAGGAUAAGAUAAUGAAGAGGAAGAUUCAAGAGAUUGUGAGCGAGUUUAUGCAGUCUUCAAAUAGUAGCCCCCAUUGAAUCGCCGAAAGUAAUAAAAGAUGGAGGGAAUUCUGCCUUUCAAAUGCAGGGUUACUCUUUUAGUAACCCGUUCGACGUCGUGGCAAGCUUUGCUUGUGAUUAUAAAUGAUACCAUAGGCUUGUCAACAAGAUUUCUGCAAGACUGCAAGUAAUAAACUCAAUACAGGAUGUAUAAAAUGAGAUUGGGAAGAAAGUAAAUAUGUUAGAAUAUGUUAUAUGUGAUGUAAGGAGUUUUUUUUUUUCUCUUGCUCUUGUUUUUAGUUUCUAAGUUACAGAUUUUGGUAUCUUGAUCGAGUAUUCCUUCAGUGUAAUACAUAUUUUACUUCCUAUAUGAGAGACGAUCUGUUUGAGAGAUCAUCUCUAAUUGGGUCGGCACAUAAAGAAAAAUAUAGAGUAAGAGUACGCAUUAAGCUUUAA
Molecule: messenger RNA, 2333 nt
Organism: Amaranthus tricolor (Joseph's coat)
Lineage: Eukaryota; Viridiplantae; Streptophyta; Magnoliopsida; Caryophyllales; Amaranthaceae
Product: ultraviolet-B receptor UVR8
Exons: 6
Coding region: 201-1916 (571 amino acids)
Source: RefSeq, a predicted model, not a curated record